AUGACAUCGCUGAGGUGUGUCAGGUGAAAGCUUUCUGGUGAAAAUCACAUUCACACUUGAUGGAAAGUUCCUCAUGCAUUUCUGGAUUGACAAGCGCAGCCAGACGUGUGGGUAUAACGGGCGGCGCUCACUGCCUAUGGGCUGUGGGACAAGACGGCCCCGCUGCAAGCCCAUGGUUACACCUGUCCACCGGUUUACACCGAUUGACUGUGGGCGGCGUAGCCAGCUGUCAGUGCCGCCCACAUUCGGUUCAUCCUCUGGCUCCCACCGACAGCCUGGGCCUCAUGCAGUUGAGGUGGACAGUAGUGUCUUCCUAGACUUGCCACUGGAACCAGCAACUGAAGCCACUGUCCACAGUAUAGCUCAACAACAGCUGCUGCCUGUAGGUCGUGUUAGGUGUGGCAUGUGGGCAUCAUUUGCACUUGCCACAGUUUUUGUGGCAGGAGCAAAAUUCUAUUUUGAUCAUGAGGGAGUACAUGGUACUGGGCUGGAGGUGUUGGUGUUCUGUUCGUUGCUGGUUGUGUUCCUGCUCGCAGGUUGUACUGUGUCGUUGUGUCGAUCAAGAGUGACCCGGGAAUUACUUUCAGCUGCAGUAGCCUCAAGUGCUGUUCAUGUCCAAUCUGCCCAGGCUGUAGCAACUUCUUCAUCAGCAACACCUGUCCACCAGACUCGUGAACGUCCUGUUGAAACAACGAGUGUGACAGUUCAGCAAGAAGUGGCUGAAAGGCAAGUGGUUGCCUUACCUUCGUCAAAUACAGUCCAAGUUCCUGAACCACCUCCCCCACCCUACCAUGUUGCAGUUCUGCUACCAGUUCAGCAGAGACCACAUCCACCUGGUGAUGAGUCGCCUCCACCCUCAUAUGAGAAGGCUGUAAGCUAAAAAUGAACCUAUGAACUUCUAAAUGAGAAGCUUGAGUCAUUCCUCUUUGUGCAAUGAGUCAUCAUAGUACUGAUAUCAUGAUAUAGUUUACUUUGAGAGAAUGCUUUGAUUUUCUCAUCUAUAGACUUCCAUGAAAUGAGUGAAUCUCUUGUUGGCUAAAAUAGUGUGGCUGGAAAUAUGCUGAAUUUUCUACCUGUUUGACAAAUAUUUUUAUGCAUCGUCAAGAGAAAUAGUUUGCAUCAACACAGGAAGAAGUUUUGUGAAUUGUUUGUGACUUGUGCAGUAAAACUGAUAGCUAAGAUUGCAUUUGAUAAGCUAACUGUCUGUUGACUCAUUUUAUACCUCAUUUUCAGUGUAGAUUUGCAUAUUUGAGAGUACCAGUAUACAGAAUGACUAUAAUGGAAAGAUGGGAACUAUCACUCUGACAAGUUCCCUCAUGCUUUUCAUUUAAAUGAUUGUUAUUGCACAAGUAUUAUUUACAUAUUCCAGUCUCUCAUGUCCAU
Molecule: messenger RNA, 1383 nt
Organism: Schistocerca piceifrons (Central American locust)
Lineage: Eukaryota; Metazoa; Arthropoda; Insecta; Orthoptera; Acrididae
Exons: 4
Coding region: 74-880 (268 amino acids)
Source: RefSeq, a predicted model, not a curated record